AUGAAGGAAGCAUUUGAUAAAGUUCAAAGCGUUAAAGAAACAUCAAUGGCUCUCUACAACAAAUUCAAUGAUAAAAAAUAUGGCAAAAUUCACGAAAAAUUUAAAAAUGCAAAACUCAUGGAUGAAGAAAAAUUAUUUGACAAAAAUUAUCUGACUGGGUUAUUCAACAAGUUGUGGGGACAUUUUACCGAAAAGAGAGAAGUUGAGGGUAAUGUCCUUGAAGAUGCCGUUUCAAUAUGGAAGUCUUUUGCUCUACAUUUUAAAAUCCCGUCACAUAAUGUUUGCCUGUGUUAUAAGAAAAAGGAUGUCAAGAAAUAUAGUAGGUUAAUUCUAAAAAUAUCAAAAUGUAAAAAUCGGUUACAUCAUUCGAAUAAUUUAGUCAUAUUGCUUAAUUCUUCGGUUAACAUAAAACAUAACGGUAAAAUAAACGUUAUUUACUGUUUAAUUUUGAUCAUCACUUUAAAAAUUCUUAUAAUAUUUAAAAGACCCCAAAAAUCUUUCAAAAAAUUCUUCUUAUUUACCCAUCAAUAA
Messenger RNA from Meloidogyne enterolobii, 531 nucleotides. Lineage: Eukaryota; Metazoa; Nematoda; Chromadorea; Rhabditida; Meloidogynidae. The record is from the annotation of a GenBank genome assembly.